Messenger RNA from Danio aesculapii, 4211 nucleotides. RefSeq names its product matrix metalloproteinase-16-like. Gene Ontology annotation, biological process: extracellular matrix organization; collagen catabolic process; proteolysis. The record is from RefSeq and is a predicted model, not a curated record. The coding region runs from base 331 to 2148 and encodes 605 amino acids. Lineage: Eukaryota; Metazoa; Chordata; Actinopteri; Cypriniformes; Danionidae. Gene Ontology annotation, molecular function: zinc ion binding; metalloendopeptidase activity. Gene Ontology annotation, cellular component: extracellular matrix. The transcript is spliced from 11 exons.
GGUAUGGUUGAAAACUCGCAGUCCAUCGCGCCGAGCAGAAGAGGAGCAGCACAACUAAAUGUGACUUAUCAGAGCAUCAUCAUCAUCACAUCUGCGCCUCCGGGAGACAAAGACACGAGACGAACUGUAAAGAAGCAAACUACGCGAUCCCAGCCUCCCGGAGUGAUAUGAUAUCACAAUUAUUAUUAUAUCUCUCGACGUGACGACUGUUUGUCUGCCUCAAAUGUUUCCAACCCACUGAGACCGGGGGGGAUUUAUUCCUUCUUUUGUUCUUAGCUUUUUUUAUUGACUAUAAAUAAAAGCAGCCAAAACGAAUAAAUACGGGUCAUUAUGGUUUUGUUAACACUGCAUAACAGAAGAGGGCUGAAUUGCUUGUGCGCGCAGUUCUUGCUGUGGAUUUUAUGUGCUGUGGACGGAGAGGAGCAGCAAUUCAGUGUGGAGGAUUGGCUGCAGAGGUAUGGCUACCUCCCUCCUACAGACCCCAGAAUGUCCAUCCUGCGGUCAGAACAGACCAUGCAGUCUGCUAUUGCUGCCAUGCAGCGUCUCUACGGCCUUAAAGUCACCGGUGAACUGGAUAAGAACACCAUCGAUGAUAUCACCAUAAGCUGGAUGAAGAGGCCACGGUGUGGAGUCCCAGACCAGUUUGGCAGACCCUCGAAAUUUAGCGUUCGAAACAGACGUUACGCCCUCACAGGACAGAAAUGGCUACACAGACAGAUCACAUACAGCAUAAAAAACAUCACGCCUAAAGUGGGCGCAGAAGAGACCCACAAUGCCAUCCGGCGGGCGUUUGACGUGUGGCAGAACGUGACGCCCCUGCGUUUCGAGGCAGUGCCAUACAGCGACCUGGAGCGCAGCAAGAAAGAUGUGGAUAUUACUAUCAUUUUCGCCUCAGGUUUUCACGGCGACAGCUCCCCUUUUGAUGGAGAAGGGGGUUUUCUUGCACAUGCCUACUUCCCCGGUCCAGGGAUUGGAGGAGACACACACUUUGAUUCAGAUGAGCCCUGGACUCUGGGGAACCCCAACCAUGACGGAAACGACCUCUUUCUGGUGGCGGUACAUGAGCUGGGUCACGCACUGGGACUGGAGCACUCAAACGACCCCACCGCCAUCAUGGCCCCCUUCUACCAGUACAUGGACACAGAGAACUUCAGACUGCCACACGACGAUCUACAGGGUAUACAGAAGAUCUACGGACCUCCAGAUAAACUUCCUCAGCCCACGAGGCCUUCACCGACAGUCCCACCAGCCCGCUCACACCCUCCCGUAGAUCCACGAAAAAACGACAGGCAGUCACGCCCGCCGCGAAUACCCACGGGCGACAAACCAACACACCCCAACGCCAAACCUGACAUAUGUGACGGCGGCUUCAACACACUCGCCAUACUCAGGAGAGAGAUGUUCGUCUUCAAGGACCACUGGUUUUGGAGGGUGAGAGAUAAUGCUGUGAUGCCCGGCUACCCGAUGCUCAUCAAUGUCUUCUGGAGGGGUUUGCCGCCCAAGAUUGAUGCCGUCUAUGAAAACAGCAAGGGAAAAUUUGUGUUCUUUAAAGGGAAGCAGUUCUGGGUGUUCAAGGACACAAUGCUCCUGCCCGGAUACCCGCAGAACAUCACAAUGUUUGGGAACGGCAUGCCGGAGCAGAGUAUAGAGAUGGCCGUCUGGUGGGAGGACGUGGCCAAGACCUACUUCUUCAAAGGAGACAGGUAUUGGAGAUAUAAUGAGGACAUGAGAACGAUGGAUCCCGGUUAUCCCAAGUCCAUCACAGUGUGGAAAGGCGUCCCAGAUUCUCCACAGGGAGCGUUUGUGGAUAAAGCUAACGGUUUCACAUACUUCUACAAGGGCAAGGAGUACUGGAAGUUCAACAACCACAGGCUGCGUGUGGAGCCGGGUUACCCUCGCUCCAUCCUCAAAGACUUCAUGGGCUGCGACCUCAAGCCCAUCGACCCAGACUUGCACGCCACCGAGGACAAGGACGUGGUCAUCAAAUUGGACAACGAAACCAGCACGGUCAAAGCCAUCGCCAUCGUCAUCCCCUGCGUGCUGGCGCUGUGUCUGCUGGUGCUGAUCUACACCGUCUUUCAGUUUAAGCGGAAGGGGACGCCUCGACACAUACUGUACUGCAAACGCUCCAUGCAGGAGUGGGUGUGAAGCGGACCACCACUGGAGGAUAUAUGGUGGAGGAAACACCCCCCCAAAAAACCUGCAAGACAGAAAGAGUCUUUGCUUUGAUUCCCCUCUCAAGGAGACGAGGGGUGCGUUUAUGCUCCAACAACCCCACCCAAAAAACAACAGGACAUCCAGGAGGCUCGCGAGUGCAUUCAGUGCCACUGUCCAACGUGGAAAUUGACGAUUGCUAUAACUUUAGGUUUUUACGAGUGCACGCUGAAGAUUCAAAAAAGGAAAAGAAAAAAAAUUGUUGGUUUUUUUGGGCUCCGGUCUAUUUAUUUUUUACGCGAACCGAAAAUAUGUCCCUUUAAAAAAAAAAAAAACGCUCCCAAAACCAAAUAAAAGACUCUCUCCAAAGAGGAUCGUACUCUCUUUUGACGCUUUCGUCACUUGUUUUGUUUCGUUUUCUCCUAUCUUACGUUUUUUGACUGUUGUGGCAGUCUGUCUCAAAAACAGGGGCCAAAAUAUUUUGCAAUAUUUUUUAACAGCCUUAAUUACGGAUUGUGUCGUUUAAGUCGUUCGUUUUAUUUUCGAGCAUCGCUUCAUAUUUUUCGUCUGAUGGAAAGGCAGUGCAAUAUUGCUUUGAGAUUGAAGAUUGGUGGUUAACCUCAGCCUAAACUGAAGCAUAUCAAACAGAGGGAAGACCAAGCCACUGCAAUGAAGAAUCACUUCUUUUUUUCUGAAUCCCUUUUGAUGGUUGAACUGCUUGAACCAUAGCGCUCGCUUGUUCGGAUCUGAGAGUUUGUUUGUUUCUUUUUUUAAACCGAAAGAUUCGAGACAUGAGCAUGUCAUCUCCUUCGGACUCUGCCUUGUUUUUAAGGUCUGAAUGGGAUCCUAAAAUCUUGACGUUUGAACCCGAACCACCAGAGCAACUCAGGACAGCGCUUGAUUCUAAGUGUAUGCAAGCCUUUACAUCCAGUCCUGUGUCUUUAUUAUCAACCAAGAAGAAAAUCGAGGAUUUAUCAUGUAACGUUUCACCGUUUCGCUUGUGAUUAGAGUUUCUGCAACGGGACGAUUUUUUAAUGUUUAUUUUUGGAACUCUUAGUUUUGGUUCUUGUGUUCUCUCGCAGUCUCUGAGUCAACUCUUCGCAUUGAACGGAUGUUUGAACAUAUACUUAUUUGCUUGCAUUAACAUUUUUUCAAACGUUUAAGGUUGUUUUUUCGGUACAUUUGAACAAAUCGAAUGGUCUCAACCUCAAUUUAAAGUGGUACUCACGGCACGUUUCCUUUAGAUGUGAAAAAGCGGUCUAAAGGAAAUCAUGUGUGUUUCUGGCAAGCAGUGUUUGAAUGUGUGUCUAUUGAUGCUAGAUUUUUCUUUUUCAUUGUUUUACGGAAAAAAAAAGGAAAAAUAUGAGACAUUCUUCAAAUUCAUGUACUUCAUGACUCGGUUUGGGACGAACUGUCCUGACAGAUUUAAUAAAUUAAUCAGUAUAUGAUUAAAAAUGCCUUUCAGCGCUUUGUUCACACUUAUUUACUCUUUCUGUGAAAAUAUAACAACCACUUUUUCAGCUAACCCCUGAAAACAUGGUAAUACCAUAGUGUUUUGGUGUUAGUACCAAAUUAUAUAUCAAAGCACUAUGGUGUUACCAUGGUACUGUCGCAGAACUUCCUUUCUUUCACUUACAAAAACGUACCGUGGUAAUUCUGUGGCACUGAACAUGGUAGGUUUGGACAUUUUACCAUCGAAUUUGAUUAUAGUAGCAGGACAUUUUAACAUGUUUUAAUACUGUGGUAAUUUGAACAAUUUACCAUGAAAAUGCUAUAGUAUUUUGAACAGUUUAUCAUUGUACUACUAUGCUAUUUUUACUGUAAAAUUACUAUGGAAUUUUUAUAAUAGUGCUGUGGUAUUUUCAAUUUACCAUAAUAAUACUAUGGUAUACUUAACAUUUUACUAUGCUACUACUAUAGUGUUUUGGACACUUUAUCAUUGAACCACUAUGCUAAUUCAAAAUUUAACUGUAACAUUACUGCAAUAUUUUGGAAAUCUGGACAUGGUACUACUAUGCAACUAUUUAAAUUUGACCAUAAUACUAUGGUAUUUUGGA